UGAACAGUUUAUGCUGAUCACAUUCAAUUCUAUUCAUCCCUAAUCGCUAUGGCUGUCUUUUCAAAGCUGGUAAGAUCCAUCAACAAGCAUGGAAAAACCAAGAAACCACAAACCAUUUCACAAUCAUGCAAAGUUUGCUCUCUCAUGCUCAAUGGACUGAAAAUCAAGGGAAAGCUUCUGCUCCCCUUGGUAGCUAUCCCAGACAGUCAACCAGCCAUGGCUCUGUUCAGAGCAGGAGGCUGUGAGAAGAGAAAGGGAAAAUCUGUGGCUGCUUUGAAAUUUUCUCAAAACUAUGUGUUUCUCACCACCAAGAACCAGGAAUCUGUCAAGUUUGCCUAUGAGAACAUUGUGUCCGUGGACAUCACUGAGCGAAAGAAUGAGGUGGCCAUUGUUUGCAAGAGGCCCGUUGAGAGCAACUCUUAUUGGUGUGUGUGCCUCAAGCUCAAAACUGCUAAAGGAUUCCAAAAAGGCAAACUAUCCAAGAGCAGGAAAAUUACUGGCAAGGAAAUCCAACAACUCUUACAACCUCUACUCUGUACCAGCUCACCGCUACGAACUGUUAGCGCUCCACCAAAGGAUGAGCUACUAGUCAGCAGAAGCUUCGUCUCUGACAUUGCAGAGCUAAGUGAGUCUGAACAAGAAGACACAACAAACUACAAUUAUGCUACUGUAUUGAGUGAUGAAAUAGAGCGUAUAAUUGCUUCUCAAGAAACUGAAGUGGAGCAAUACAACCAGGAAUUUGAUUCACUAGAGGUGUAUGAUGCUGAACAAGAGAGUGCCUCACGAGAAUUUCACGGAUCCGAAAACACUUGGGAAUUCUCGGAUUAUAAUACGGCGAUUCUUAAAUGUGCAUCAUGUCCCAUCAUUUAUAUGGAACCUUGUGAAGUUGAUUGUGAGCCAACUGAGGAUGAAUAUGGGCUAAGUAAACGACAUUUGAGUCAAGAGGUGACUUUGACUAAUGCUCUACAACUCAGCGAUGAAGCCUACUACGCCCGAAAUUGGAAUCUCUCUGCUGGAUACUUCUAUUUCGAACAGACCCAGCAAACAGCUCAGCAAGCAUCCGCCUUCCCAAUUGUUCAGAGCGCCACCCCUGGCUACAACUAUACAGCUCAGUACAGUAGCACUGCUAUGAACUACUACUACAAUGCCUACCUAACCUGCCUGUGGCAGCUCCAAUACACCUUGUGCCCCCCAACCCCCGAGGCAAGCUCCAGCACUGAACCAGAUGCUUGUGUUUGCAUCAAUUGUCUACAAGGCCGAGCAUUCAAGCCCUCAGUCCUGGAAAGGAGCCCUGAGCUUGCUUUUGGUUUGGACCACUCUCCAGCCUUUUGCUUUGUCGGCGAACAGUACGAGACCUCACCUCACAUCUUGUACACUGACCGAAAAGAGUCUCUCAUGAACUCUCAGGCUCCUCUUGAUAUCAAUGCAAUUGAAUCUGACUGCUAAUCACCAUAAUUAAAUAAUGAGCAGUCACUGCAAUCAGUUUCUCUCCUCCUAAAAAGAACUUUUUUGCCCUAAUCAAUGU
Molecule: messenger RNA, 1525 nt
Organism: Halichondria panicea
Lineage: Eukaryota; Metazoa; Porifera; Demospongiae; Suberitida; Halichondriidae
Exons: 5
Coding region: 49-1446 (465 amino acids)
Source: RefSeq, a predicted model, not a curated record